ACUAAAAUGACAAAUUGGUCCAACGACGGGCCAUCUAUGCAAAUCACCCGGCCGAUCUUUAACGACCACUGGCAGUCUGGCGCCAUAGGACAGGAAGGAGUAACAAAAUGUUAAAUCCAACCCGGUCCCGCCUAUUCUCCCGCUGUUGUCUCCACCACCGCGUCUCCCUUCACUCCACCACUGACUCCAACCACAAACUUCCUGCCCAAAUCAGCCGCCUAUUAAUCCUCGGCCAAUUCGAAGCCCUCUCCAACCUUUCCAUCACUUUCUCUGACCUUCUAGUGGACUCCGUCCUCAAAGAACUCAAAUUCCACCCUACCGCCGCCCUGAACUUCUUCAAUCUAGCUUGCAAACCGAACAACUUCAGACCCCACUUCAAAUCAUACAUCAAACUCGUCCACAUUUUAUCCAAAGCCCGCAUGUUCCCCGAAGCGCGGUCGUAUUUACAUGACCUCGUCGAACUGUCUGAAAGGAAACGUUAUUCAAAUUUUCUGGUAUAUGAAGAAUUGGUAAGAAUUUAUAGAGAAUUCAAGUUCUCCGGGACGGUUUUUGAUAUGUUAUUGAAAAUUUAUGCUGAAAAAGGGAUGGUGAAGAAUGCUUUAUACGUGUUUGAUAAUAUGACCAAGAGUGGUCAGGUGCCAAGUACGCGAUCGUGUAAUAGUUUGCUGAGUAGUUUGGCGAGACUUAAGGAGUUUGACACUGUCAUUUGUAUUUAUGAUCAAUUGGUAAGAGUUGGAGUUGUACCUGAUGUAUACACUUGUACAAUAUUGGUUGAUGCUUAUUGUAAGCAUGAUAGGGUUGAUAAAGCAGUGGAUUUUGUAGAAGGGAUGGAAAGAAUGGGGUUGGAGUUGAAUGUUGUGGGUUAUAAUAGUUUGAUGAAUGGGUAUGUGGAGAAAGGGAAUUUGGAGGGAGUGGAGAGGGUGUUGCAAUUGAUGAGUAAACGAGCUGUUCCGAAGAAUUUGAUCACGUGUACCUUGUUGAUUAAGGUUUAUUGUAAGCGUGGGGAAAUGGAAGAAGCGGAGAGAAUGUUCAGAGGGAUGAAGGAAGAAAAGGCAGACCUGUUGAUUUUGGAUCACAAGGUGUAUGGUGUGUUAAUUGAUGGGUUUUGUCGGGUUGGAAAAAUGGAAGAUGCGGUUAGAUUUAGGGAUGAGAUGUUGGGGUUGGGGUUGGGGAUGAAUCUAUUUAUUUGUAAUUCUUUGAUAAAUGGGUAUUGUAAACUUGGUAAAUUAUGGGAAGCAGAACGAGUUAUAACGAGUAUGGUUGAAUGGAACUUGAAGCCGGAUGGUUAUAGCUUCAAUACAUUGUUGAAUGGGUAUUGUAGAGAAGGUUUAAUGAAGGAUGCUUUUAAGCUUUGUGAUCAGAUGGCUCGUGAUGGUGUAUUUCCAACAAAUGUAACUUAUAACACUCUCUUGAAAGGUUUACGUGACAAAAGUGAUCUGGGUGACUGUUUGCACCUUUGGCGUCUAAUGCUUAAGAGAGGUUUUGUUCCUGAUGCAAUAGGAUUUAGUACUCUCCUCGAUUGUCUUUUCAAGAAAGGUAGUUCUGAUAAGGCUUUGAUGUUGUGGAAAGAUAUUUUAGCAAAAGGGCAUGCAACGGACGUGGUUAUAUUCAACACGCUGCUCAAUGGAUUGUGUAAGUUGGGGAAGAUGAUUGAAUCAGAGCAGGUUCUUGACAAGAUGAAGGAGCUCGGUUGUUCACCUGACGAAGUAACCUAUAGAACCUUGAGUGAUGGCUACUGUAAAGCUGGAGACAUUGAAAGGCCUCUUCAAAUAAAGCAUAUCAUGGAAAAGGAAGGAAUUCCUGCUUCCAUUGAAAUGUAUAACUCCCUUAUUAGUGGACUGUUUAGGGCAAGAAAAUCAAGCGAAAUUGCAAAUGUUCUUUGUGAGAUUCAUGUUAAGGGACUAAGUCCUAAUGUUGUUACAUAUGGAGCCCUUAUUACCGGUUGGAUCAAAGAAGGAAAACUGAAGAAAGCUUUUGAUGCUUACUUUGAGAUGACUGGGAAAGGAAUUGCUCCCAAUGUAAUAAUAUGUAGCACAAUUAUUAGUGGAUUAAACAAGCUCGGUAUGACAGAUUGUGCAAAUAUGCUGUUGCAGAAAAUGGUGGAUUUAGAUGUUUUCCCAAGGCUUGAACAAUUUUAUAAAUUCUUUGACUUCAAGAGAGUGCAGCUAGAUAUUCAGAAAAUUGCAAGUUCCCUUGAUGAAAGUGCCAAAAAUUUUAUUAUCGCCAAUAAUGUUAUGUAUAAUGUAAUUAUAGCUGGGUUAUGCAAAUUUGGGAAAACUGAUGAUGCAAGAAAAUUUAUCAGUGAGUUGUCACAGAGAGGCUUCAUUCCAGACGAGUUCACAUAUUCUGCCUUGAUCCACAGUGCUUGUAUUUCUGGUAAUGUCAAUGAAGCUUUUGUCUUACGGGAUGAGAUGCUGAACAAGGGUCUUUCUCCAAAUAUUGUUACAUAUAAUACUCUUAUAAAUGGCCUGUGUAAAUCAGGAAAACUUGAUCGUGCAGUGAGGCUUUUUCAUAAACUUCACAGCAAAGGUUUAGUUCCCACCACCAUCACCUAUAAUUCUUUGAUUGAUGGCUAUUGUAAGGUUGGUAAUACCAAUGAAGCUCUUAAACUCAUAGAGAGAAUGACAAAGGAAGGUGUUGCUCCUUCUGACUUAACCUACUCCACAUUGAUCAGCAGCCUUUCAAAGCAGGGUGAUGUGGUGGAAUCCAUAAAGCUUUUAGAUCAAAAGACUAACACACAUCUUGGGCCUAUAAGAUACAACAAACAAAUCCAAGCCGAAAUUGUGGAAGCAUGCUAGAAGCAAACAAUGCAGCUGUUUCUUUGUUAUGCUCUCUGUGGAAAAAAGAAGUUGAAGCAGAACAUUGCCAUGAAAGAAGAAAAAGGAAAGGAAAAAGUGAACCAGGUCCAGACGUGUGCUUUGUAGACCUGUCAUGUUGGACUCUAUGAUGAAAAUCUCUAGUUUCACUUAGAAGGGGAAAACUAGAACUUCAGUUUUUUUCUAAUUUUACAAAAUGAACUCUCUUCUUCUGAAUACACAGCAUCAGCCAAGAUAUCCACAGAUGUAUCCAAUAAAAAAUGGGUUGGUAACUUCUAGGAGAACAAACCUGGAACUCUUAUUGUGUCAUUCUCUGGAGUGGGUGGUAACCUUCAAUUGUCUAACAUGGUGAGCAGUAAAAGGGGAGAACAAAUGAUUGUUGGACUGUGAAUAUUAGACCCUAGCUCCUGAUUUGAGACAUUAUGGGACUAAAAGUUACUGAGCUCAUUCAUCUAAUGAGAUGGAAUUCUUUGUAUCAAGCAUCCAGUGCUGCAGGGCCUAUGAGGCUGGUACUUGCCUGUUGAACUGACUUUCUAUACAGAUUCCAUUUCUGGGUACUCAUGUAUUCUUAUUUGUUUACUUCCUUCUUCUUUCUCUUGGUAGGCAAAUGCAUCCUCUUUAGGAACUGUGCAGUUAAUUCUCAGUUACCAAUAUAGUUUGGUCCAUAAUCUCUAUCAUUUUGGCCAUGCAAGCACCCUUUUAUACAGAAGGCACAGGUCUUUCUCCUGUUCCAUUCGGUCUAGCCUGGCGACAAAAUAACAAUAAUGGCAUGUUUAGUUGGAUUGAACACAAUUAGACUGGAAAAUUGAUAAAUUUUGUUGUACACUUAUUUUUCUUCAUUAGGCCCUAUCUAGUAUACCAAAUAUUGUUUGUUGAU
Molecule: messenger RNA, 3693 nt
Organism: Olea europaea var. sylvestris
Lineage: Eukaryota; Viridiplantae; Streptophyta; Magnoliopsida; Lamiales; Oleaceae
Product: putative pentatricopeptide repeat-containing protein At1g19290
Exons: 5
Coding region: 108-2798 (896 amino acids)
Molecular function (GO): protein binding
Source: RefSeq, a predicted model, not a curated record